AUGCAAUACAGAUCAGUCUUUGUUUCAUCAGCUUUAGUUGCUUCUUCUUUAGCUGCUUAUGUUCCUUCUGAACCAUGGUCAACUUUAACCCCUGAUUCAUCAGCUCCAACUGGUGCUAUUGAAGAUUAUGCUUCAACUUUUGGUAUUGCUGUUGUUCCAGUUGCUUCUGCAACAUCUUCAGCUUCUCCAAAGGAAAAAAGAGAAGUUAUUUCACAAAUUGGUGAUGGUCAAAUCCAAGCCUCAACUUCAACUGCUUCUCAUGUUUCCACUAAAGCUACUUCAACAGCUCAAGCUAUUUCCCAAAUCGGUGAUGGUCAAAUUCAAGCAUCUACAUCAACAGCUCAACCAAAAUCAACAGGUCAAGCUAUUUCACAAAUCAGUGAUGGUCAAAUCCAAGCUUCUACUUCAACUUCUUCUCAAUCAAAAGAAACUAAAUCUGCAGCAUCACAAAUCACUGAUGGUCAAAUUCAAGCUUCAGCUACCAAAUCUGCUUCAUCAUCAGCAUCAAAAUCAUCAGCUUUAGCUUCAGCUUCUGCUUCACAAGAAUCUGAUGAUUCAGAUCCAGUUAGUGCUGUUUCAUGUAAAUCAGAUGGUUCAUUAGCUUUAACUUUAAAAGAUUCAAUUUUAACAGAUUCAGCAGGUAGAAUUGGUUCAAUUGUUGCCAACAGACAAUUCCAAUUUGAUGGUCCUCCACCACAAGCUGGUGCUAUCUAUGCCGCUGGUUGGUCAAUCACUGAAGAUGGUUAUUUAGCUCUUGGUGAUAAUGAUGAAUUUUACCAAUGUUUAUCAGGUAAUUUCUAUAACUUGUAUGAUGAAAAUGUUGCUGAUCAAUGUCAUGAAAUUAAAUUACAAGUUGUUGAUUUAGUUGAUUGUUAG
Molecule: messenger RNA, 876 nt
Organism: Hansenula ciferrii
Lineage: Eukaryota; Fungi; Ascomycota; Saccharomycetes; Phaffomycetales; Wickerhamomycetaceae
Gene: PIR3
Product: beta-1,3-glucan linked protein
Exons: 1
Coding region: 1-876 (291 amino acids)
Biological process (GO): fungal-type cell wall organization
Cellular component (GO): fungal-type cell wall
Molecular function (GO): structural constituent of cell wall
Source: RefSeq, a predicted model, not a curated record